This is a messenger RNA of Symbiodinium pilosum, 981 nucleotides long. The record is from the annotation of a GenBank genome assembly. NCBI's taxonomy places the organism in Eukaryota, Dinophyceae, Suessiales, Symbiodiniaceae.
AUGACAGUUCAUGAGAGUACUGUCGGGAGGUUCGAUGAUUUCAGCCUGGAAAUCAUGCUGUCCAAGGCACUCUCGGUAGCAGUCAUUGCAGGCUCCUGUGUUGGGAAAAUGCCGCAGGUGAUGGCCGUGUGGAACGCAAGGUCGGCCCAAGGUCUCUCCAAAGUUAGCAUCUGGACUGAAGCUGUCAGCAUGGGCGUGCAGCUUUCGUACAACAUUGUGCGGCACACGCCCAUUACGACCUAUGCGGAAGUUGCAAUACUUUUUCCACAGAUGCUGCUUCUGACGCUGGUGGUAGCCUGGGCUGACUCAAUUUUGGGCCCUCGCGUUUGGCUAGCCUGCGGAUGCCUUUGCACUGGCGUGGUUCUCAUGGCUACAGGGCUGGUGUCAUCAACUGUCACUGCCGCAGCCUAUGCAGCAAACGCGCUUUUUGGGAUUGUGGCCGUUCUCCCCCAGGUGGUGAUCAACUACAGGAACAAGUCUACUGGACAGCUUUCGUUCCUGGUCACUGCCAUGACCUUUGGAGGGAUGGGGGCGCGGUUGUACACCACGUUCGUGGAAGUGGAUGAUGUGGCCUUGCGUACGACCAUGUUGGUCAACUUCACCCUUGUCUCCACGCUGAUGAUGCAGUUCGCAAUUUACCGCGACACGCGCCCGCUGCCUCCAAAGCCGCAAGAGAUGGACCUAGAGCCUGAGUCGCCAGUAGACAGCGUCCACUCUCCGAAGCCUUUCAAGCGCCAGGCAUCGAUGGUCCAGGCAUUCGCAAGCUUUGGAAGCUCGCGCUGCCUUUCCGAGAUGGUCGAUGUGGAGAUGAUGGAGAACAAUGUGGCCGUCAUCAAGUCAAGAUCCAGCGCGUCCCUUUCCCAAUUCGCUCGGUCUCUUUCAUGGAGCGAGCCACCUCCCGCGAGUAGUUCUGUUCCUGACUUGGACACCUUCGAUCUUCGCCAGGCAUCAGCUCCGUCGCCCAUGCUGCGCCGGAAUUGA